AAUCUUAAUGCAAUCGAAGAAUCCAAUCCUUAGGUUCUUACCACGUUUGUUGUAGUGGCUUUAUUAAACAAAACAUAUAACCAAAAGUUACUACUUUUCAACAACAAAGAAGAAAGAAACAGAAACCCUCGAGUCAUCCCCCCACAUCGCACUCUAAAGCAUAGUCUUUCUUCUUAGAAACAAAUAAUCUCCGGCCCUUUUACUAAAAGUCAAUAACAAAGAACUCUUUCAAAUUCCAAGUAUAUACUUAAGACAAAUUUAUAAACACCACCCAAAAACCUCUCUGAAUUCUCAAUCAACUUUUCAUUUCAGAAAACAGAGAAAGAAGAAGAUAAACUCUGCGAUCAGAGACUAUGAGAACUUGUAUUCUUCUGUUUGUACUGCUACUAUCUCUUUCAGCAAAUCCAAGCACUGGUUUUAAAUUUCAAGACCAUGUAUUAAAUCAUCUUCCAAAUUUCACUUCUUCUUCUUCUUCUUCUUCUCCUUGGGAUUACUUCAAGAACUUUACUGGGUGUCAAAUAGGUGAAGAAAGAAAUGGAUUAGCUAAACUAAAACAAUAUUUUCAUCAUUUUGGUUAUAUUCAGGAUAUACCGAUAUCAAACUUCACUGAUAAUUUUGAUUAUUCAUUUGAGAAAGCUCUCAAAACUUAUCAAAAGAAUUUCAAUCUAAAUCAAACAGGAAUUCUUGAUAAUCAAACUUUACAACAGAUUCAACGUCCAAGGUGUGGUGUUGCUGAUAUAAUCAACGGUGCAAGUUCGAUGAAUUCUGGUAAAACAACUUCUGAUUCUCAUGUUCAUGGUGAUGGUUCUACUAAAUUCCAUUCAGUUGCUCAUUACACGUUUUUUCCCGGACAACCAAGAUGGAGACCGAGAAACCGGAGACUCACUUACGCUUUUGCACCGGGAAAAAACUUGCCGGAUAAUGUCAAGUUAACCUUUGCAAAUGCUUUCAAACGUUGGGCAGAAGUAACACCGUUAAGUUUCGUUGAAACAGAGUCUUAUUCAACUGCCAAUAUCAGAAUAGCGUUUGCUAACGGUGAUCAUGGUGAUGGAGAACCGUUUGAUGGGACUUUAGGUACGUUAGCUCAUGCAUUUUCACCACCAAAUGGUAGAUUCCAUUUAGAUAGUGCUGAAGAUUGGAUUGUUGAUGGUGAUGCGAGUACAUCAAAUAUAAGAUCAGCUGUUGAUUUAGAAUCAGUUGCUGUUCAUGAGAUUGGUCAUUUACUUGGAUUAGGACAUUCAUCAGUUGAAGAAUCAAUUAUGUAUCCUACGAUUGCAUCUAGGAAGAAAAAAGUUGUUCUUCGUGAUGAUGAUAUUGAAGGAAUUCAAGUGUUAUAUGGUGGUAAUCCUAAUUAUAAUGGGACGUCAACGAUUCCUUCUUCAUCUCAUCAAGAGAGGGAGGAAAGUAGCAAUGGAGGAGCUCAGGAUUUGAAUGUAAGAACUUAUUGGUGGGCUUAUUCUGUUUUUGUGGUCCUAGUUACAAUUUUUUACUGAUGCAGAGCUAGAUAAACAAGAACACAUAAAAACUUUUUUUUUUUUUUAUAGAUUUUAAAUUUUUUCAAUCCGAAUAUUAGAAAAUUUGGGAUUUUGUUGUUGAACAGUGGUUACAGAGUUACGAUGUAGAUAUCAUUUAUAAAAUCUUGAAACCUUGUACGAUGGGUAUCUUUGAUUUCUUA
Papaver somniferum (opium poppy) is the source of this 1675-nucleotide messenger RNA. RefSeq names its product metalloendoproteinase 3-MMP-like. Bases 354 to 1493 code for a protein of 379 amino acids. NCBI's taxonomy places the organism in Eukaryota, Viridiplantae, Streptophyta, Magnoliopsida, Ranunculales, Papaveraceae. The transcript has a single exon. Gene Ontology annotation, cellular component: extracellular matrix. The record is from RefSeq and is a predicted model, not a curated record. Gene Ontology annotation, biological process: extracellular matrix organization; collagen catabolic process; proteolysis. Gene Ontology annotation, molecular function: metalloendopeptidase activity; zinc ion binding.